This is a messenger RNA of Vigna umbellata (rice bean), 2343 nucleotides long. Lineage: Eukaryota; Viridiplantae; Streptophyta; Magnoliopsida; Fabales; Fabaceae. The record is from RefSeq and is a predicted model, not a curated record.
UUUUCGUUUGGAAAACAUGGUGUGAAGAAAGUUUAAACUGAAGAAUACCUAAGGUGGACUCAUGCUGUGUUUUCUUCACGUUGAGGGCACCACCGCCACCACCCCACUGCCUCAGCAAACGGAAGAAACACAAACAACUCUUGCCGCUCAUUCUACCAUACUCAAGUUCACGUCUUUGCCUCUCCAUUAGUGCAGAAAGUAAAGAGUUUAUGGAUAAUGGAGCUGUUUUCAUUCUUCCAUGUAGUUCUACUGUUUCGUUGUUAAACCUCGUGGAAGGACAUGGGGAAGGACUGAGAAAUUUAGUGAGCAUAUUGUGUUGUGUUUGGAGUAGAGCACAUGUGGUAUACGGCAAGGUAUGCAAUUCCUGAAACUUCCUCGCCUUCUUAUGCCACAUAUGAGGAGGAUACAUCUACAUUCGCAGCCAUUGCCAUCGGAAAGCACUUACAGAUUUUGUGGCAUUGAUGAUGCUGUGGCUUUGUUUCAUCGCAUGGUUGAUAUGCAUCCCCUGCCAUCGAUUGUGGAAUUCACCAAAAUCUUAGGAAUGAUUGUGAAGAUGAAAUACUAUGCGACAGCUAUCAAUCUAUAUAACCUAAUGGAAUAUAAGGGUGUUGUGCCGUUUACUGUCACUUUUAACAUUUUGAUCAACUCUUUCUGCCACAUGGGUCGGAUGAAUUUUGCAUUCUCUGUAAUGGGUAAGAUUCUUAAGUGGGGUUGUCAACCAAAUGUUGUGACUUUUACUACGCUGAUGAAGGGGUUUUGUAUUAAUGAUAAGAUGCUGGAUGCACUACACAUUUACAAUGAAAUGGUUGCUCGAAGGAUUUCGCUUGAUGAUGUUCUCUAUGGAACCUUAAUCAAUGGGCUGUGUAAGAGUAAGAUGGGAAACACAAGAGCUGCCAUUCAACUGCUUCAGAAGAUGGGGAGAGAGGAGGUUAAGCCCAAUAUUGUAAUAUACAAUACAGUUAUCCAUGGUUUGUGCAAAGAUGGACAUAUAAAUGAGGCACGUGUUUUGUGUUCCAAAAUGAUUGUUCAGGGAAUUUUCCCAGAUAUUUUCACUUUUAGUUCAUUAAUUUAUGGUUUGUGUCGUGCGGGCCAACGGAAAGAAGUUAGAUCUUUGCUGAAUGGGAAUUGUUUAAACAAAAAAGUGGAUGAGGCAAGAGAGUUAUUUAAUUUGAUGAUUGAAAGAGGUGAACAACCUGACAUUACUACUUAUACUAUUUUGAUGCAUGGGUAUUGUUUGAUUGAUAGAGUGGAAGAGGCAAUAAAAUUAUUUCAUGGGAUGAUUGAAAGGGGUUUGGUGCCUGAUGUUUGGAGCUAUAACAUCUUGAUUAAAGGUUAUUGCAAGAUUGAAAGAGUGGAUGAAGCUUUCAGUGUGUUUAAACAUAUGCGUCUUACGAAUUUAGUUCCAAAUAUUAUAACUUACAAUAUCUUGUUAGAAUCUUUAUGUAGUAGUGAGCAUGUUGGCAAGGCAAUUGCAUUUUUUAAACAUCUCAUCUUUGAAAGAAGUUUUGCCCCUAAUGUUUGGAGUUACAACAUCUUGAUUAGUGGCUGUUGCAAGAAUAGAAGAUUGGUGGAAGCCGUGAAUCUUUUUAAUCAAAUGUGUUUCAAGAAUUUGGUUCCAGAUAUUGUAACCUACAAUAUCUUGUUAGAUGCUUUUUGCAACAGGCAGCAACUUGACAAGGCAAUUGCACUAUUAAAAUAUGGAAUUGUUGAUCAAGGUAUUAGUCCAAAUUUGCGCACAUACAAUAUACUUAUAAAUGGGUUGCACAAAAGUGGGAGGCCAAAGACUGCACGGAAGAUUUCCCAGUAUCUUUUCAUUAGAGGCUAUCAUCCAGAUGUCCAAACCUAUAUAAUAAAUGAGCUUUGUAAAGGUGGAUUUUUAGAAUAAAGAUUUGCCUCACUUUUACAAUAAAAGGAAGGCAAUCGGCUCCCUUCGGAUAUCGGAGUCAGUUAUUCAUCUGCUUUGGAGAAAAAUGUGGGAAUGAUGAAGCUGAGGAAGCUUUUUUGACAAAUGAUCACUACAUGUGUGGAAAACAAGGACAUCUUUUGGGAAACAUGGCAAAGGAAAAAGGUUGUUUGAUGUAUAUUUCUUUGACAUUUUCUAGGCCUUCCCCGAUUGCAAUAUACAUCGUUGCGUUCACUGGUUGUGAUUUAUGAAAGUUUACUGAGUGGAAUGCUGCUUGUAGUCACUAGGGCAUCCUGUUCCAGGGAACUGCUCCCCCUUUUUUCCGACUACCUUCAAUUUCGACUCCAGGUAAUAUUUAUUGUUGAUUGGAGCUUAAGUGUAUUUGAAUGUUAUUUUAAAUUUCACAUGGUUUCUAAGGCAAAUCUGAAGUGACUGACAUC